AUGAUCUUAUCCGUCUGCCACUCAAGAAUCUGGCUCGCUACUGGGUUUUCCUCUGACAUCUCGCUGCAUGUGUUGACCUCCAUUCGUGCUCGAUCAGCGCGUAAUUGGAGGCAUGGGCACUAUCCCCACCGCUCACGGCGUGUUGUGCAAAUCACGUCCGGCUUUGUACCAUGUAGUAACAAACCUCAACGAUUGCCCAGAUGAUGACUUAUCUCCUGAUGAACUGAACGUACUAUGGUAUAAAUAUGUAAAUGAGAAUGGGGCAAUCAGUCCCUUCGAUGAUGCCGAAUGCUCUCCGUCGCCUGGCUCUGACUCUGCAUCCUGCAGCGUCUCCUCCCCAUCCACCGAUGCAUCCUCCCCAUCCACAUACGCGUCCUCCUCGUUCAUCGAUACGUCUUCCCCGCCCCCCGACGCGUCGAGCGACAUCCGAGCUCCCAUCCCCAAGCCGCAAGAUGCCACCACCUUCGACUUCCAACCCGCACCCAUCAUGUACUCCGUAUCCACUGGAGAGCUGCUCGGCGUCCCCAAGCUCGCCGAUCCCACUCACAUCCCGCGCAUGAGACGCAUCUACACGGGCACUGGCAAGCCCGCCGCCUGCGCGUUCUGCCGCAAGCGCAAAAUCGCGUGCAGCCGCGCUUCCGCGGGCUCGGGCUCAGGCGACAGCUCGUGUUCGGCAUGCGAGCAGCGCGAGCAGACGUGCGUCAUGCCGGAACCGCGCCGCAAAAAGCUGCAAUUCCAGCAGGUCCACUGUGCGUGGGAUGAGUCCCGGCAUGCUGUGACCACACUUAAGGCUUCUUCGAAAUGA
This is a messenger RNA of Laetiporus sulphureus 93-53, 805 nucleotides long. RefSeq lists its product as uncharacterized. The transcript has 4 exons. Bases 113 to 805 code for a protein of 230 amino acids. Gene Ontology annotation, biological process: regulation of DNA-templated transcription. NCBI's taxonomy places the organism in Eukaryota, Fungi, Basidiomycota, Agaricomycetes, Polyporales, Laetiporaceae. Gene Ontology annotation, molecular function: DNA-binding transcription factor activity, RNA polymerase II-specific; zinc ion binding. The record is from RefSeq and is a predicted model, not a curated record.